CGUCAACAUCAUCUCGACCGGACGAUCACCUAUAAUCGCCAAUUGCGCCGCCGGUUCACGCCCAGACCGUGAAGUGACUGUUUGAGCUUCAUCCGGAGAAGACUCCCUCCCCGACUUCCUCGCAAACCCGACCCUCUCGCCGGGUUUUCUUCGCACGAUCCUACCCCCCUCCUCCGUCCGCGCAACACAUUCAUAAUGGUCCACAAGGUGCUCUUCUGGGGCGGCUUCGGCAUCGCCGUCCGUCUUUGGCAACUCGGUAUCGAGAUGCGUCCCAUCCUCGCCAAGGAAUCCCUCUGGGUGUACCCUCUGUUCGCCGGAGUCGGUGGCAGCUUCGGCUACUGGCUGCAGGGCGUCGAGACCCGUCAGCUCCGGAUCCUGGCCCAGCGCCGCGAAGCGAUCCUCGAGAAGCGCCGGAGAAGGGACAACCAGGUGCAAGAGGCUGGCUCUCUGGCUGCGACGGCAUGAAGGAAGGGCUGUACAUAUAGUGGUUGAUUUCUGUUACAGUUCUGUUUUGGUUUUUUUUUUUUUCUAUCGUGUUUUUUCCCGUUUCCCUGGUCAAGUCAGCCGGGGAAGGGUGAUGAGUUGUGUGGACUGCGGACGGGCGCGGACUCGGUUGACCUGCCCCUUCG
Aspergillus campestris IBT 28561 is the source of this 629-nucleotide messenger RNA. Its product is annotated as putative NADH-ubiquinone oxidoreductase 14 kDa subunit. The transcript has 2 exons. The coding region runs from base 196 to 465 and encodes 89 amino acids. NCBI's taxonomy places the organism in Eukaryota, Fungi, Ascomycota, Eurotiomycetes, Eurotiales, Aspergillaceae. The record is from RefSeq and is a predicted model, not a curated record.